This is a messenger RNA of Anthonomus grandis grandis, 2484 nucleotides long. Its product is annotated as membralin. The transcript is spliced from 12 exons. The record is from RefSeq and is a predicted model, not a curated record. Gene Ontology annotation, biological process: response to endoplasmic reticulum stress; positive regulation of ERAD pathway. Gene Ontology annotation, cellular component: endoplasmic reticulum. Lineage: Eukaryota; Metazoa; Arthropoda; Insecta; Coleoptera; Curculionidae. The coding region runs from base 187 to 2196 and encodes 669 amino acids.
GGAGAUAUAUUUGUUGACAUUUAAAUAACAAAAUACCUUAAACUAAUUUGAAUUUUUAGAAAAAACUAUUUGGAUUUCAACACAUCAGCGUAGGAACUGUAAAAGUCGGACAACACAAACAAAAUUCCACAACAUACAUUUGGCCGCCACUUACCAUUCCUACUGAGUCUUGUAUAAUUGGUGAGAAUGUCGGGAGAAGCUCCAGGAGCAGUAAAUCCCAACCCAGAUCCUCAGCCAGAGGCUGCUCCACCCCCUCAACAAUUUAAUGGUGUUCGUCCACUAAUAACCAUUAACCGUACAAGGAAUCACAACCAAUUCCGCGAUGUACGAGACAGAUUGUUCCAUACAUUAUUUUACAGAGGAGCGUUAGCUUAUGCCAGAGCUUUUCCUAAACCUCUUAGAAGAUUAAUAGAGUUUGUAUUUCUACUGAAGGCAUUUGGUGCAUUCUUUAUAUUAGUGUACAUUCACCUAUCGUUUUCAAAAACAGCAAAUUCUUGCUUGGACGGAGUGGUGAAUAAUUGGCCCAAAGAUGGCGUUUUGAGGGUGGAAAUUGUGAAAAACAUGGAGGAGGGUUACGGACUGGAGCAAAGUUACAUGAAAGAGGAGAGAGUAAACAAACUUGGCAGAGAUGAUAUGAGUAGUAUUUUGGGAUUAUUGACUACCAGGUUGGAUUUGGAACCUUCGACUUUGGAAUAUGGACAGAAACCGACUGAACCACUGACUAAAAACUUGGAGCCAGUCACUAUAAAAGCUUCGCCACCUGUUGACCCCGACAUGUCUUAUCCGGACGAAUUAUUAAACAUCUCGACAACAUCAAGAAGCAAACACUUCCUCUCGGACACUUACGAUUUUUUCACCAAAUCACCAAGGGACCCAGAAUAUACUAUGGUGGAACAAACGAGUCUUCUUCCCGAUAACCUCACCAGCAUAAGCAACCCGGAAACAUCAAAAACUAGCUCAAAAAGCUUCGAGACGAAAAUAAUUGACAAAGGCGAUGUUUAUAUAGUAGAAUAUGCUCUGGAAUACGGAUUUUUACGGCUAAGUCCAGCCACGAGGGCCCGUUUAAAUAUCCCGGUCAAGGGGGUGUUCCUUGAUCCGUCCAACCAUCAAUGCUUUGGCGAUUCCUUUAGUCGUAUUUUGCUCGAGGAAUUUUUGGGAUAUAAUGACUUAUUGCUGACUUCCGUUAAAUCGUUUGCCGAAAAGGAGCAGAACAAAGGAUAUCUCAAGAAUGUGGUUUCUGGAGAACACUACAGAUUUGUCAAUCUCUGGAUGGCUAAGUCCGCUUAUAUACCGGCAGUUAUAUGCAUGCUAAUUUUUACUGUCAUUGUCUCGAUGUUACUUCGUUACGCUCAUCAUCAGAUCUUCGUGUUUAUUGUUGAUCUGUUACAAAUGUUGGAGUUCAAUAUGUCCAUUACUUUCCCAACAGCACCUUUAUUAACUGUGAUUUUGGCGUUAGUGGGAAUUGAAGCGAUAAUGUCGGAAUUCUUUAAUGACACCACAACAGCCUUCUAUGUUAUCCUCAUCGUUUGGCUUGCAGACCAGUACGACGCGAUUUGCUGCCAUACUCCCAUAACGAAAAGACAUUGGUUAAAAUUCUUCUAUUUAUAUCACUUCGUGUUCUAUGCGUACCACUACAGAUUUAAUGGGCAGUACACUGGACUCAGUUUAACUGUGCAUUGGCUCUUUAUACAGCAUUCGAUGAUCUACUUCUUCCAUCAUUACGAGCUACCAGUAAUACUACACCAAAUCCAGUUUCAACAAAUUUUGCUAAGAUCUGCUCAGCAGCCUCCUGUUGCUGUGCCACCUGCUGAAGCUGUUCCACAUACAGUAGCUGCCAACGCUAUUCCAGAUCUUAGAGGCCGUAUCUCACAACUACUUUCAGUGGUGCGGCCCUCGGCAACGACGCAGACAUCGUCUAUUGCAGUUCCGCCUGUUUCUACGAUUGCAACCGUUUCAGUGGCCACCUCCACCUCUACGAUAACUACUUCUUCGUUAACUAGAACUACCGCUUCGGUGGGAACUACUGCUCAACCUAUAAUAACGAGUCAGUCGAUUCAAACGGUAUCGACAGACGUCAAUACGACAGAAUCGCAAACAUCUACGGGUCUUCAGUCCGAAUCCGUAUCAAUACAAACGAAUGACGAGGGCACGCGACCACCUCCGCAUGGAGGUCCGGAAGGUCCGGACCAGCCUUAAGCUUAGAGGUGACGACAUGUAUUUUACGGCUUGCGUUUUUUAAUUACACGCGAUUAUUUGCGAAAAGACUCAAUCUAGUUUUUAUAACAUCCGCUCAAUCAGCUAGUUACUCGUACCAGUCAAUUUUAAACCGUUUGAUGUAAGAAUAUCGCUCUUUGAUAAUAAUUUAAUUAAAACUGUAAUUUAAAAAGCUUAUUGACUUUACGGUUUUUAUUGGACCUUCCUUUUCCGUAGUCAGACAAAUUUAAAACGCUUGUAUUUUAGAUAAAAAUAUAACAUUAAAACUGA